UGAGCGGAAGCCGGAAGAAGGGCCUAGGCUGCGGAAACGGGUCCAAGGCGAAACAUUCCUCUGCGGUCGGUCCAGUCAGGUUUUGAGAAGAGGAGCACGAUGGGGCGAGGCGGAGGAACUUUCGAGCGGCUUCUAGAUAAAGCCACCAGUCAGCUUCUCCUGGAGACAGACUGGGAGUCCAUCCUGCAGAUCUGUGACAUGAUUCGUCAGGGUGACACCCAGGCGAAAUACGCUGUGGGCGCAAUAAAGAAGAAGGUCAAUGAUAAGAAUCCUCACGUGGCUCUGUAUGCACUAGAGGUUAUGGAAUCUGUGGUAAAGAACUGUGGUCAAACGGUCCAUGAUGAAGUUGCUAACAAACAGACUAUGGAGGAGCUGAAGGAAUUGCUAAAGAGACAAGUUGAGGCCAAUGUUCGUAAUAAAAUUCUCUACCUGAUCCAAGCUUGGGCUCAUGCCUUUCGCAAUGAGCCCAAGUACAAGGUGGUGCAGGACACCUAUCAGAUCAUGAAGGUGGAAGGUCACGUUUUCCCAGAAUUCAAGGAGAGUGAUGCAAUGUUUGCAGCAGAAAGGGCUCCAGACUGGGUGGAUGCAGAGGAGUGUCACCGUUGCCGAGUCCAGUUUGGAGUGGUGACUCGCAAGCAUCACUGCCGGGCAUGUGGGCAGAUCUUUUGUGGAAAGUGCUCCUCCAAGUACUCUACCAUUCCCAAGUUUGGCAUAGAGAAGGAGGUGCGGGUGUGCGAGCCCUGCUAUGAGCAUCUCAACAAAAAAGGAGAAGGGAAAGGAACUGGCACCACGGAGCUCCCCCCUGAGUACUUGACCAGCCCUCUUUCUCAGCAAUCUCAGAUGCCCCCAAAGCGUGAUGAAACAGCCCUGCAGGAGGAGGAGGAGCUCCAGCUGGCCAUUGCGCUGUCCCAGUCAGAAGCAGAGGAGAAGGAAAGGAUGAGGCAGAAAACGACCUAUUCCACAUACCCCAAGACUGAGCCAGUACCCAUCACUUCAUCUGCCCCUCCAGUCAGCACCCUUUAUUCUUCACCUGUGAACUCCUCUGCUCCUCUGGCUGAGGACAUUGACCCGGAGUUGGCUCGUUACCUGAACCGCAGCUACUGGGAAAAGAAGCAGGAGGAAGUCCGCAAGAGCCCCACCCCUUCAGCCCCACUGUCUAUGGGGGAGCCAGCUGCCCAGACCACUGAAAUUCAACCUGCUCCACUCAGCGUGGUGGAACAGCAGUAUCAAAAUGGUGAAACCGACGAAAGCCAUGAGCAGUUCCUGAAGGCCCUCCAGAAUGCCGUCACCACCUUUGUCAACCGCAUGAAAAGCAACCACCUGCGAGGCCGGAGCAUCACCAAUGACUCUGCGGUGCUCUCACUCUUUCAGUCCAUCAACAGCAUGCACCCCCAGCUCCUGGAGCUGCUCAACCAGCUGGACGAGCGUCGCUUGUACUAUGAGGGACUUCAGGAUAAGCUCGCUCAGAUCCGGGAUGCACGAGGAGCCCUGAAUGCUCUGCGGGAGGAGCACAGAGAGAAGCUGCGCCGCGCUGCUGAAGAGGCGGAGCGUCAGCGACAGAUCCAGCUAGCCCAGAAGCUGGAGAUCAUGCGGCAGAAGAAACAGGAAUACCUGGAGAUGCAACGGCAGCUGGCCAUCCAGCGCCUUCAGGAGCAAGAGAAGGAGCGCCAGUUGCGGCUGGAGCAACAAAAGCAAACAAUCCAGAUGAGGGCGCAGAUGCCUGCUUUCUCUCUGCCUUAUGCUCAGCUCCAGGCCAUGCCUGCUGCUGGCGGGGUGAUCUACCAGCCUUCGGGCCCCACAAGCUUCCCAGGCACUUUCAGCCCAGCAGGCUCUGUGGAAGGGUCUCCUAUGCACACGGUGUACAUGAGCCAGCCGGCCCAGGGCAACACUGGACCCUACAAUGCAAUGCCCGUGGCAGGAACAGAUCCCAACGUAGUGAGCACCUACAUGUACCCAGCAGGCACUAAUAGUGCACAAACAGCUCCACAGGGACAGCCUGUUCCCAACACUAAUCCUGCCUAUUCCUCCUACCAGCCUACACCAACCCAGGGGUAUCAGAAUGCCGCUGCCCCCUCACAGACCCAGGCUAUUCCUGCCAUGACUCAGGCUCCGCAGUCUGGUGGCACAAUCGGUUACAUGGGCAGUCAGUCUGUUUCCAUGGGCUACCAGCCCUACAACAUGCAGAACCUCAUGACAACGCUUCCUGGCCAGGAUCCCGCUUUGAGUAGUCUGCCACCCCAGCAGCCUUACUUAUCAGGCCAGCAGCCUAUGUAUCAGCAGAUGGCACCCCCUGGAGGACCAUCACAGCAGCAGCCACCUCCCCAGCAGGCUCCAGCCCAGGUGCAACAGGCACAGGGGGGCAGUGGAGAAGCUCAGCUCAUUUCCUUUGACUAAACUCUCAUCUUAAAAGAAUGGGGAGGGGUGGGUUUCUAAGACAUUGAACACUACUAUCUCUUGGUCACUGCUGUACUUGCUACACCAUGGCUGUUACCUUGCACCAUUCCCUCAUGGCAGGGGUGUCCAACUCUGCCACUUCAGAUGUUCAUGGACUACAAUUCCCAUCACCCCCUCCUGGCAUUGCUGAUGGGAAUUGUAGUCCGUGAACAUCUGAUGUGCCAGAGUUGGACACCUCCGCCUUAUGGGAAUGGAGAACUGAGCCUCUGUUGUUAGGUAGUCUCCCACUGGCUACCUCUCCUCCCCUCUGAUUUCCCCUCCAUCCCUGUCUGCAAUACUAUUUAAGAGCCUUUCGGUAGGGCAGGAGCUAGGGCCAGCGGUGUUCACAUUUCCUUUGGGCUUUCUCUUUGGCUGGGAAGUGAUGGUGGCCCCCAGACUUACGUAGCUUCACUGGAGCUGGGUAGCAGACGAUAGCUUUUAAGCCACUCACUCCUAUGUGUACUACUGCAGAGCCAGAGAGCUUUCAUCUGGAACUAUAGCAUUUAAGCAUGCUCCAAAGCCUGAACAAAUGGGGCCCAACCUGCAGCAUGGUCUGAGCCUGCAUCUCCCCCCUUCCCACCCCUUAGUGCCCUGUACGGUUGUAUCAUGCCAAUCAAGUGGCCUUUACUCUAACUAUGCCCAACUCCCAUUAACUCAAAACUCUCUGUGUUGCUCAUAAUACUUUAACAAUCUCUAUACAGCCUCCCCUAGGACUGUAUCUCUUCUGUUCCCUUCAUUCUCUUCUAGCCCCUCCCCACCCUCUCUGCUUUUGAAGACUCAUCUCUCAUAUUUAGUGCUGGCGUAGACAGAAUGGAAUCAGUGACAGUAAAGUAUUUAAAACUUU
This is a messenger RNA of Sphaerodactylus townsendi, 3277 nucleotides long. RefSeq names its product hepatocyte growth factor-regulated tyrosine kinase substrate (gene HGS). Gene Ontology annotation, molecular function: phosphatidylinositol binding; metal ion binding; ubiquitin binding. Lineage: Eukaryota; Metazoa; Chordata; Lepidosauria; Squamata; Sphaerodactylidae. The transcript has 21 exons. The record is from RefSeq and is a predicted model, not a curated record. The coding region runs from base 100 to 2394 and encodes 764 amino acids.